Molecule: messenger RNA, 2234 nt
Organism: Helianthus annuus (common sunflower)
Lineage: Eukaryota; Viridiplantae; Streptophyta; Magnoliopsida; Asterales; Asteraceae
Product: protein NARROW LEAF 1
Exons: 6
Coding region: 202-2025 (607 amino acids)
Source: RefSeq, a predicted model, not a curated record
CAGUCAACACUCCACUUACGGUUACUAUUAACCCUUAACAAAAUUUGUGACAUAUGUAUAUGAUCAUGUAUGUAUAGUCACCAAAUCUUUUCAAGAUUACAAAUGAAAUUCACCAAUUGGCCGAUCACAUAUCCAUAUUGCUCAACAAACCAACACUUUUUACCAAUCAUACUCCAGGGGUGUAAUCUUGGUUAAGCUCACAUGGAUCAAAACCCAACACGAGUAAACAUGCGAGUUCGUUCUUCCGGAUCAACGCCAUCUGAAGAGUCAGCGCUAGAUUUAGAAAAGGCAUGUUACAGUCAGUCUAAUAAUCUCCCAUCACUUACUCCACCAACACUUCAACCAUACGCAUCAGGCGGACAACACUCGGAGAGCAACGCUGCAUACUUUUCAUGGCCCACAUCCAGCCGACUAAGUGACGCUGCCGAAGAAAGAACAAACUAUUUCGUUAACCUACAAAAAGGGGAUUUACCUGAAUCUAUAGGUAGAUUACCAAGAGGCCACCAAGCAACCACGUUGCUCGAGCUAAUGACUAUACGUGCAUCGCACAGUAAGCUCUUGCGUUCGUACAGUCUUGGUACUGCAAUUGGGUUUCGGAUUUGUAGGGGUGUGUUGACGGAUACUCCCGCAAUUCUAGUGUUUGUUUCCCGUAAAGUUCACAAACAAUGGCUUAGCCCCAUUCAGUGUCUACCCACUAUUUUGGAGGGACCCGGGAGCGUGUGGUGUGAUGUGGAUGUUGUCGAAUUUUCGUACUUUGGUGCACCGGAACCGACAAGCAAGGAACAGUUGUACACUGAGAUUGUGGAUGAUCUUCGUGGAAGUGGUUCAUGUAUCGGGUCUGGUUCUCAGGUAGCAAGUCAAGAGACAUAUGGAACGUUGGGCGCUAUUGUGAGAAGCCAAACAGGCAACCGGCAAGUUGGUUUUCUCACAAACCGCCAUGUGGCGGUUAAUUUGGAUUAUCCGAAUCAGAAGAUGUUCCAUCCUUUACCUCCAACACUUGGACCAGGGAUAUAUCUUGGUGCGGUGGAGAGAGCUACUUCGUUUAUCACAGAUGACCUUUGGUAUGGCAUCUUUGCUGGCAUUAACCCAGAGACAUUUGUGAGAGCAGAUGGGGCGUUCAUCCCGUUUAGCGAUGAUUUUGACAUGUCCACCGUAACCACAUCUGUAAAAGAUGUUGGAGAAAUCGGAGAUGUCAAUAUCAUAGAUUUGCAGGCUCCUAUCAACACUCUUAUUGGCAAGAAAGUGAUGAAAGUUGGCAGAAGCUCAGGGUUGACUAAAGGAACCGUCUUGGCUUAUGCGCUUGAAUAUAAUGACGAAAAGGGAAUUUGUUUUUUCACCGAUUUUCUUGUUGUCGGAGAAAACCAACAAACGUUUGACCUUCAAGGCGAUAGUGGAAGCCUCAUUAUCUUAAAAGGCGAAGAAGAGGAGAAACCGAGACCCAUUGGGAUAAUAUGGGGUGGGACCGCGAAUCGGGGUCGGCUUAAACUUAAAGUUGGUCAACCACCGGAAAACUGGACGAGUGGCGUUGAUCUUGGUCGCCUACUUAAUCUUCUUGAGCUUGAUCUUAUUACAACUAGUGAUGCACUAAAAGGUGCGGUGCACGAACAAAGAGCUGCAUCAGCAACGGUGGUCGGGUCAACAGGCGACGAUUCAUCACCGCCAGAGAUAGUGCUACCUAAAGACAAUUCGGAGCCAUUAGGGCUUCACAUUCAACAACAUAUCCCUUUAGAAGACGGAGCAUCUGGUGGUGGUCCCGAUAUCAAUCUUUCUCCUGAAAAUGCAGCCAAUUUAGAAGAUGGGCCUAACGUGGGCCCGAGUAUCGAGCAUCAGUUCAUUCCGAGUUUCAAUGGGAACUCGUUGUUCCAUAAGAAUGAGCGGCCGUGUAGGGUGGUGUCUGAGAAUUUAAGUGCGUUGAAAAGUGGGAGCGAUGAGGAUCUCGGGUUUGCACUUCAAUUGGGGGACAAUGAGCCCAAGAGAAGGAAGUCUGAUCCUCUGUUACCUAGUUUGGAUGAAGAAGCUAAUUGAGGGGUAAGCCACGGGUGUGGUGGAGGGCCUGGAGGCGUUUGUUUUAAUGAAGUUAAUUUCGAAAAAGAAAAAAAAUAACCACCUCUCUUUCUCUCUCCCAUUAUAUCAAACAAGUGCUACUUGUAAAUGUUUACAUAGUUCAAACCAUGCUUGAUGUAUAUAUAGUUGUGAAUUGAAUAACUCAAUAUUACUAGGGGUGUUCAAAAAUA